AUGAAGAAAAUUGCUGCACUACACGAGAUCUCGUUGGGACGACGCAACAGAGCCAACAUUGAAUCUGUACUUUUUGACCACGACUGCGCCGAAUGCCCACGAUAUGUGACUUCGUUGGAGAUUGUUCCGGGUAAAAGGCUAGUUAAAAGGCAAUUGAAUAAGAGACGAUCCGGGAAAACAAGAUUUCCUGUCCACUUACCUGAUGACAAUAUCACAGAUAAGGACGACAUUAAAUUCCCUCCUUUGCCGCUUGAUGACUUGGCGACUGAACGAAUUAUACGUGGUGCCUGUGCAAAACUCAGUCCCUCCGUAUUUGAAGAGUCCGGAUGUGCCGUAUGUGGUAUCUUGCACUCCACGAAGUCAAUGCUCCCGAUUUCCAGCAUUCGAAACCUGCUUCAUGUCUUGGAAUCUCCCGGGGUAACACGGAAAGAGCGACGCAAUACGAACGAGGCCAUUGAGUCCUGCAAAGGUCCUGUCUUGGAUCGAAAAUGUGAUAAGAGCUCGCUUGUCUGCGUUACGCAGAACGCCUCCUGGUUGCAAGAGUUCGACACUCUUGAAAACCUGGAAUCAUAUCCUGAAGAUGCACCUCCCGUUGCGGUGGAAUACGUUCAUUCAACCACCAACAAGUCACCGGAAAAUUCAAGUUUAUUCGAUAAGGAUGAGGAGGACGGUACAGCAGAGGGAGACUCAUCUGAACAGACGGGGUAA
Coprinopsis cinerea okayama7#130 is the source of this 708-nucleotide messenger RNA. RefSeq lists its product as hypothetical. Lineage: Eukaryota; Fungi; Basidiomycota; Agaricomycetes; Agaricales; Psathyrellaceae. The coding region runs from base 1 to 708 and encodes 235 amino acids. The transcript is spliced from 4 exons. The record is from RefSeq and is a predicted model, not a curated record.